This is a messenger RNA of Exophiala xenobiotica, 1932 nucleotides long. RefSeq names its product protoheme IX farnesyltransferase. The record is from RefSeq and is a predicted model, not a curated record. Gene Ontology annotation, biological process: heme biosynthetic process. The transcript has a single exon. Gene Ontology annotation, molecular function: protoheme IX farnesyltransferase activity. Gene Ontology annotation, cellular component: mitochondrion; membrane. NCBI's taxonomy places the organism in Eukaryota, Fungi, Ascomycota, Eurotiomycetes, Chaetothyriales, Herpotrichiellaceae. The coding region runs from base 95 to 1804 and encodes 569 amino acids.
CUCCAAAGGUGGCGAUCACUCUUCGCAAAUUCAGAGCGUCCAUCCAAUGCUUCGUCAAUAGUAUAACUCCCACCAGCCUGCGCAGGCGAUUGCAAUGGCUGCUCCGGCAGUCUCUCGCCUUUCCAGUAACGCCCUUUGCUCAGCCUGUCUCGCCCGAACCUUUCGCCAGUCCUCUACUUCGGGCAACCUCUUGCGAUGGUCUUCCUACGGAAAGAGAAAGCUUCACGCCGCGCCACUGAUUGCGACUGCAAGCUCCCGGAACUCAGUAGGAAACUCACAAAGCUUCGUCCGCGACUAUUUUUCCGCCAACGAUUCGCUAGAUAGAGGAUGGGUCAAGAGCGGGCUUCUAGCGGCAAUGCGGACUGCCGCAGAACCGCAGCAGAGCAAAAAGAACUUGUCGCGCAAGGACAACAUACUCCGCGCCGAGGAAGCAUAUGACCAGCUCUCAUCAGACCAUAAACGGGCGAUCGCGGAGACAUCUGGCGCCCAAGAAGUGAGCCCAACAGUUCAGGGUGUAGAGACUGUCCAGCCCAUACCUGGAAUUCAGUCGGACGAGACCAUAUUACCACACAGAAGGAGGAAGAGACGGAAGAGUAAUGAUCCUUCUUCCACAGGCCCAGAAGAAUCAUUACCUCUAGAUGCCUCAUCACAAUUGACAACGGCGGCUGCAUCUAUGCCCGCAUCCGCUACCUUCCGACGCAGAAUGGCGACAUAUCUUUCUCUAUCGAAGCCUCGAUUAUCCUUCCUCAUCCUACUCACGACGACUUCGGCAUACUCUUUGUAUCCCCUACCAGAAUUACUGUCUUCCACAGCCUCGUCUGUGGAGACUUCAUUUUCGACUUCGACCUUGACAUUGCUCUUCCUGACUUCGGGAACCUUCCUAUCAUGCGCCUGUGCAAACACUCUCAACAUGCUCUUCGAGCCCAAAUUCGACGCUCUGAUGACACGAACUCGCAACAGACCACUCGUCCGGAAUCUGGUUUCUAAACGAUCCGCGGCACUCUUUGCACUAGUGUGUGGAGCCUCGGGACUCCUACUUCUGGGGUAUGGCACGAAUCCUACAGUAGCUGGACUCUCCGCUCUGAACAUCUUUCUCUAUGCUGGGGUCUACACUCCGAUGAAACGGCUCUCGGCAGCUAAUACAUGGGUUGGUGCCAUAGUAGGUGGUAUCCCACCUCUCAUGGGUUGGUGUGCUGCUGCAGGCGAGGCGGCCACUUCAGAGCACCACUCGUGGCGAGAUAUGCUCCUUUCCGAAGAUUCCAUUGGUGGUUGGGCACUGGCUGCGCUGUUGUUUGCCUGGCAGUUCCCCCACUUCAUGUCUCUUUCGCAUACUAUCCGAGAAGACUACAGAAAUGCUGGCCACAAAAUGUUGGCUUGGACCAAUCCUGCCCGGAAUGCAAGGGUGGCGUUACGAUACUCGUUUGCCAUGUUUCCAAUAUGUGGGUUGCUGUACUGGGGCGGAUAUGUCAAUUCAGGCUUCCUGGCCAUUAGCACGGUGUGCAAUGUAUGGAUGACUCGCGAGGCCGUCCGUUUCUGGAGGAAACAAGGAGCUGGAGGUAGUGCAAGAGGCCUCUUCUGGGCGAGCGUCUGGCAGCUCCCUCUCGUGCUCGUAGGCGCGUUGGUAUGCAAGAAAGGGCUAUGGGACGGUUUCCUCGAAUCCGAGCCGGCUGCAAGCAUCUACGACGAGCCUGAGAUUGAGCUUGAUGGCAAUACUCUGGGGAUGGAUUCAGCACAAGCGCCAAAGCAUUUGAAGAUUGCCACAGAGGUUAAUCCCGCCAUGCUUGGGUUUAAGCGACCAACUUGAACAGCGCUCCCAAGCCGACAAACACUUGCCUCUCGCACGAUGGGGCCGUUGAUUUCAUAGCAUGACCACAUAUUGCUAAACGUGUAGAAUACAAGGGUGCUGAUGCACGACCACGAAGAUCAAGUAUG